Mya arenaria is the source of this 3485-nucleotide messenger RNA. RefSeq names its product homocysteine-responsive endoplasmic reticulum-resident ubiquitin-like domain member 2 protein. Bases 304 to 1491 code for a protein of 395 amino acids. NCBI's taxonomy places the organism in Eukaryota, Metazoa, Mollusca, Bivalvia, Myida, Myidae. Gene Ontology annotation, molecular function: protein binding. Gene Ontology annotation, biological process: endoplasmic reticulum unfolded protein response. The record is from RefSeq and is a predicted model, not a curated record. The transcript has 7 exons.
CUUCCUGUUCUGUUUAUCUUGUCAAUCAAGAAUUUUCGGGAUUUAAUUCAGUGUUAUUGCUUUAAAGCGUUCGCCAAAACCUCAAUCGAGUUACUUAGGAAUAUUAAGUAUAGAGUUGUAAUCCAUACUGACAAGUGCUUAUCUUUAUUAUUGAUUUGUGAAAUCACUGACAAGUCAGCAGUCACACCGCAUUCGGAAGAAAAACUACAGUACUGUAUUACAAUUACAAUCACAGUUAAAUAACAACAAUUGUUUUACUGUUUUGUGAUUACACAAUUCGCUUAGCAGGAUACUGGUGGAAGCAUGGAUCCCUCAGUGACACUCGUGAUAAAGGCUCCAAACCAGCGCUUUGAAGACCACACAGUAGACUGUAUGCUUGACUGGACUGUCAGAAAGUUGAAACAACAUCUCACAAAUGUUUACCCCAGCAAACCAAAUGAGCUGCACCAAAAGCUCAUCUACUCCGGUAAACUUCUCCAAGAUCACUUGACAUUGAAGGAGGUUUUACGGCAGUUUGAUGAUGGAAGCAACAAACACACAGUGCACCUUGUCUGCUCAGUGUCACCACAGAUGGAAGCCAAGUCAUAUUCUAGCAAUAAUACCAGAGAAUCUCAAACUUACACACGUCAAAGCAGUUCUAGCUCAAAUACUUCCCAGGCGAGUCCAGACCCGAGUGGGCUUCGAUAUCGCGGGCACUCGCCUGUCAGCCCUGAUCAGGCUGCAUCAGCGUCACCCAACCAGAAUGUGUUCAACCAAUACAGUAUGCCACAGAUGUCUUUCACCCCGCCUCAGUUUGCGGGUGGGUUUUCCCCAGAGACAGCGAUGUUUAGUGCCAUGAUGCCCCCUUCCCCAUCUGGCUAUUCCCCAGAACAGUACGCCUGGAUGCAGCAGAUGUACGCUCAGUAUAUGGCCCAGUACAUGCAAUAUUACCAGCAGGCUGGCUACCCAACCCCUCCACCCACGCCUAGCCUACAGGCAGCCCCACAGCAGUACCCAGCCCAAGAGAACCAGGCUGAAGGGGACGCAGCUUUUGGUGGCGAUAUGGAAGAUGAAGAGUUCCAGAACAGGGACUGGCUCGACUACCUUUACAUGUUCAGCAGGUUCAUGGUUCUCAUCGGCAUUGUCUACUUUUACUCCAACUUCACACGAUUUCUAAUGGUGGCUGUAUUCUUCCUCGCUAUGUAUGGGUUUCAGAUGGGCUGGUUCAGAGGUCGUCCAAGGAGGAACCAACCUGUGAAUGGACAGGAACCAGUCAACCAACAAGCACAGGAGAUCCCUGCUCCAGAAAAUGUCAAUCCACAGCCAGAUAAUACUCAGGCUGCCAAUGUAGAUGGCAAUGAGGAGGGGUUAAAUCCUGAUUCAAGUAGCACCAACCCAACAGACCCCCCGACCCCACCCGCUCCAGGAAAGCUCCAGGUCACCCUGACCUUUCUCGUCAGCUUCUUCACCUCCCUUUUACCCAGUCCGCCGCCGGCUGUCAAUGCGAACUGAUGGAAAUGUAACACAGUGCUUUACAGUGUGAUCUUCCCCAAGUGUCAGUGCAUGGAACUUUGUUUCCAAAGAUGCAUGUACUAGGAGUUGAAUAUAGUGGUACUGAUACAGGUAUCAGGCUCCUACAAACGGUAUCCCAGCUCCUUGGCAAGGAUGUUUUCUCUCUGCUUUCUACCAAGGAAAAGGUGAUUAAGGAAUUCUAGUUGUUCAAUUCAAUCUUUAACUGGGUUUGUUAUCAUCAUGAAUGUCUAGUACAGUAAAAAAAGUUUUGUGAUCCUUGUAUUGGACUAAAAAGUUUACUCAAAAUUGAGAAAUGGACUUUAAGUAUGGAACUUACUGAACUGAAGUUUUGUUAGCAUUAUUUACAUUGUACUUGCUUACUACUGUGAUUUAUAAUGCAGUCAUGUCUUGCAUAAAUAUGAAGCAUAAUCGUGUAUAUUACAAUUACCAAUGGUCUAUAUUUAAUAGUGUAUUUAGUUUGGAUGUUCAUCAUUUGAUGUGGUAAAGGCACUUUUGUAAUGAUAUUGAAGGUUUCUUUAUUUUGUAACAUUUAUACUGGUUGUGCCUCAUUCAAUCAUUUAGUUUUAAAUAUUAUAUCACAAUCACAUCUUACAUGUGCUGUAUAUGGGCUAAUGGUACACAUCUACAAUAUAAUUACUAUUUAAUUUCUUCUAUUCAAAUUGUUAAUUUAAUUUUCUUUUAAAUUGGCCAUAUAAGAACUCAAUUAUGUUCAAAGUUUAUUACCGGUAUGUGAUAUACAUGUAAGUGGCAACUACAAUCCUUAUCUAUAAAUGCAAAUGUGUAAAUACAGGCUUUACUGCGAUGACUUUGUACAAGGCACUGAUAAAAAUCUUUGGAAUAGUUAACUUGUUUAUAUUGACAUAAUAUGUUUUGAGAUAUUUAGUUUUGCUUUAUGAUAUACUUUGCAAUGAGAACAGUCAGUGAAAUGAAAUGGGUAUUUCACUUUUUAUAGCUGAAAAUAUCAAUUUUAUUUUCUUCACUGUUUUUAAGUUUUACCCUGUUUUCACUUCCAUAUUCAAUGUUAGCUUGCACAGGGCUGGUCGUUUUAUAUCCUUUUUAGGCAACAAAUAAAAAGAAAAAAAUGUUUUUUCAGUGUAAGUUGCAAUAUUUUUCACACUGUGAACACCAAAAGUUUAUAUUUCACAACCCUUUUCAAACAUAGCUUUUGGUGCUCACUCAGUGAAAUAUUUUGGGAUCUUAAACUGAUACAAUUAUGCAGAUUAUUUAGAUAUUAUUCAGCUUAUAAAAUAAUAUUUCAUUUAUUGUUCAUCUAACAAAAACAAGAAACAUAUAAAUUACCGUCUUAUCCGAAUAAAACUAACCAGAAAUAAGAAUAAAACUAACCAAAAAUAAGAUGGAAUUGUUUUAAUCAAGCUUAUCGAAGUUCUUAUUGGCCUAGUUUUGACAAUUCAGCAUUUAAGUGAUUAAAUGAAGUAUGAAAAGUGCAAUGCAGUUGUUUAAAAUGUUUUUAACUUUUAGUUUUACUUUCAAAACAAUUGAUAUUUCCAAAUUGCUGUUUGAGCCGUUUUAUAUUUCUGUCAGUCGAAACAUUACAUACAUGUUUUUUAUGACCAUACAGUCUAACGGUAACCUUGGUUAAUUUUUCAACUGUUUACCGUAAAUGGUUUAAAUCUGUUAUGACUGACCUGUUGAAAAGAGAUUCAUGCUAAUUUUGUGUUUUGUGUUUGUAACAAAUUGAUUUUUUGGGGGUUAAUUUGAUAUCAAGUGAGUUCUUUUCAAUCAUAAAUAGCUUUGAAUAAUUGUUUAUCUUCAUUCUGAAUCAGAUAACCAGUUCAUUUUUUGGAAACAAAAAUAAAUUUUACAGUCAGUUUUAUGCCCAUUUAGAUUCUAUGAAACCUGUUAAUUUUUGUGAAUGUAAAUACAUCAUAUAAAGCAGCCGGCUGCUUUCUGUUACUUUUAUAAACAUUUUAAUGUGGAAAGAACUGUUAUCUGAAACUGACAAGUCAUUUGCA